AUGGAAACUCAGCCAAAAUCGGCCGCUGCGGGAACAAGUACUCCGUACCCAACCCACCCACUUGGACCUCUCUCUGCAGAGGAAAUCAGCCGGAGCGCCAACUUGAUCCGCAGUGCAUGGCCCGAGGGGACAAAGUUUCAAUUCAAAGUCAUCACCCUCUCGGAGCCGGCAAAGGCGCAGCUCAUCCCUUAUCUGGAUGCCGAGAAGAAGGGUCAAGCGACGCCGCCUAUUAGUCGGCGUAGUUUUGUCGGGUACUACAUCAGGAACACGCACAAACUCCAUGAAGCCAUCGUCAACCUGACGCAAAAUGUGGUGGAGAGCAACGUCCUUCUCGGGCCAAACGUCCAUGCCAAUGGCGACGCAGAGGAGCUUCUGGCUAUCGAGGAGAUGAUUGCCUCGGACCCGAGUGUACAGGCCGAGGUUGCCAAGCUCAAGCUGCCUGAGGGGGCAAAGGUCGUCACGGAUCCCUGGAUAUACGGAUCCGACGGCGUCAACGAGGGAAACUUUAGCGACGAGAAGCGUCUUUUUCAGUGCUUCAUGUACAUGAGGGACCCGAACAAUGCUUCCAUGACAGAGAGCUGCCACUAUGCUUUCCCCCUACCGAUUUCACCGGUUGUGGACCCCACGACUAUGAAGGUGAUUCGGAUCGACAUCUUGCCGACGGGCUUGGACACAAAAAUCAAGCCCUUGUCACCUUGGGAGCCGGCGCCUCCCAAUGAGUACGUUGCCGAGGCGCAGCCAGCCCUGCGGACGGAUUUGAAGCCCCUCCGGGUGGUGCAGCCAGAGGGCGCUUCGUUCCAAGUGUCCAAGUUUUCAGAGACGGGCCAUCGAGUCUCGUGGCAGAAGUGGGAUUUCAAAGUCGGCUUCAACCAGAGGGAGGGCAUGGUCCUCUACGACGUUCACUACGACGGCAAGCCCCUCUUCUACCGCUUGAGCCUGUCGGACAUGUCGAUCCCUUACGCCGACCCUCGGCAUCCUUUCCACAAAAAGGCCGCCUUUGACCUUGGCGACGUGGGCGCGGGCAUCAUGGCCAACAACCUGGGCCUGGGCUGCGAUUGCCUCGGCUCCAUCUACUACAUCUCUGGAGUCUUGAGCAACAGCGAAGGACAGCCAGUAGACUACCCCAACGUCAUCUGCAUCCACGAGCAGGACGCCGGUCUCCUGUGGAAGCACACCAACUACCGGACAAACAAGGCCAGCCUCGUGCGCAACCGGGAGCUCGUCCUGCAGACCAUCUUGACCGUGUCAAACUACGAGUACAUCCUCGCCUGGGUCUUCAACCAGGCCGGAGACGUGACGUACGAGGUCCGCGCCACGGGGAUCCUCAGCACGCAGCCGGUGGACAGGGAGCUGCAAAAGACGCCGCACCCCUACGGCACGGUGGUGCACCCAGGGGUGCUGGCGACGCACCACCAGCACUUCUUCUCGCUGCGCAUCGACCCCAUGGUGGCGGGCCACGGCAACACGGUCGUGUACGACGACGCGGUGCCCGUCCCGCGCGACGCCGUCACGAACCCGCACGGCGUGGGCUACACGGUCGAGACGACGCCGGUCGAGACGUCGGGCGGCUUCGACCUCGACUCGUCCCGCGGGCGCGUCUUCCGCAUCACCAACCCGGCCGUCCGCAACGCCAUCAACGGCGCACCGGCCGGCUACAAGCUCCAGAUCCCCUCCAUGCAGCCCAUCCUCGCCGACGCGGACAGCUUCCACCGGCGCCGGGCAGAGUUUGCCGACCGCUCCGUCUACGUGACGCGGUACGCCGAGGGCGAGCUGUUCUCGGGCGGGCAGUACACGAACCAGAGCCGGGGCGGGACGGGCGUGAGGACCUGGGCCGGACGGAAAGAGUCGCUGGCCGGUGGGGAUCCAGUGGUGUGGGCGCAGUUUGGCAUCAACCACGUGCCCAGGAUCGAGGACUUUCCCGUCAUGCCUUGCGAGGUGCUGAGGGUGACCAUGAGGCCCGUCAACUUUUUCGACAGGAACCCGGCGCUGGACGUGGCGCCGAGCACGCAGGAUUUUAACCAGAGCGUGUUGCUGAAUGGAGCCGGCAGUGGUGGUGGCGACGCUAGUGGUACCAAUGGAAGUGUGGUGGGUUGUUGCCGGAGCUAA
Messenger RNA from Pyricularia pennisetigena, 2106 nucleotides. RefSeq lists its product as uncharacterized. The transcript has 3 exons. Bases 1 to 2106 code for a protein of 701 amino acids. The record is from RefSeq and is a predicted model, not a curated record. Gene Ontology annotation, molecular function: quinone binding; copper ion binding; primary methylamine oxidase activity. Gene Ontology annotation, biological process: amine metabolic process. NCBI's taxonomy places the organism in Eukaryota, Fungi, Ascomycota, Sordariomycetes, Magnaporthales, Pyriculariaceae.